Puma concolor (puma) is the source of this 808-nucleotide messenger RNA. It is a transcript of the gene MRPL12, whose product is annotated as mitochondrial ribosomal protein L12. The record is from RefSeq and is a predicted model, not a curated record. NCBI's taxonomy places the organism in Eukaryota, Metazoa, Chordata, Mammalia, Carnivora, Felidae. Gene Ontology annotation, cellular component: mitochondrial large ribosomal subunit; ribosome. Gene Ontology annotation, biological process: translation. Gene Ontology annotation, molecular function: structural constituent of ribosome; mRNA binding.
AUGCUGGCGGCGGCCGCUCGCCCCUUUUGGGGGCCGUGUCUCAGACGUCAGGGCGCUGCGCUCCGUCUCGCCAGGCAACAGGUGCCCCGUGUCUGCGCUGUGCGGCUGAUGAGAUGCAGCAGCCCUCGAAUGGGGGAGGCCCUCGCCGGCGCACCCCUGGAUAACGCCCCCAAGGAGUAUCCCCCCAAGAUCCAGCAGCUGGUCCAGGACAUCGCCAGCCUCACGCUCUUGGAGAUCUCAGAUCUCAACGAGCUUCUGAAGAAAACCCUGAAGAUCCAGGAUGUUGGACUCAUGCCAAUGGGUGGCACAGUGCCUGGUGCUGCCCCUGCUGCAGCAGCCCCAGAGGAGGCAGAAGAAGACAUCCCCAGACAGAAAGAGCGGACGCAUUUCACCGUCCGCCUGACAGAGGCAAAGCCUGUGGACAAAGUGAGGCUGAUCAAAGAAAUCAAGAACUACAUCCAGGGCAUAAACCUCGUCCAGGCAAAGAAGCUGGUGGAGUCCCUGCCCCAGGAGAUCAAAGCCAAUGUCUCCAAGGCCGAGGCGGAGAAGAUCAAGGCAGCCCUGGAGGCGGUGGGCGGCACCGUGGUUCUAGAAUAGGCCAGCUCUGAGGACUGGUGGACUGGGGUCCCUGGGACCUGACCUGGGGGAGGCCCCCUCCUGCUCCAGCCCUGGCAUCCGGGACCCAUGGUGGGAGCGGCUUCAGGGCAGAGCUCUGGCACUGGCUCUGCCAUCUCUGCUCCGGGACAGACAAGGGACCUGCUGAGACGGGGGGGGGGCAGCUCCUGUGUGAGCACCGGGGAGAUGAACU